Molecule: messenger RNA, 333 nt
Organism: Ectocarpus sp. CCAP 1310/34
Lineage: Eukaryota; Phaeophyceae; Ectocarpales; Ectocarpaceae
Source: the annotation of a GenBank genome assembly
AUGGUCAAGGCUGCGAGUCUCCUCGGCAGGAGGGCCAUCGCCAGGCCUAGGUGGUCCCCGCAGUCCCCCGAGACGGAGCUUUUGGAGGUGGAGCGGCACUGUAACGAGGUUCUCCUGGCAGCGGAGCGUCUAGUCGAGUUCUCGACUUGCCUGGAAGAUGAGGCCUUGUACGGCCUCAUGUCCUCGCUGCAGGCGCUAGCAGUGGUCGACCUAGCCAACACGUCCACCGUGCUACCGCAGGAGCGCUCUGUGGCCAGAGAGCGAGAGGCGGGGAAGGUGAUCGGGGCUUCGAGGCUGGGCCGAAUUUCGCCGAAAACGGCGCGGAGCGCCUAA